CAGGGGGUUAGUCCCAGCGACCGCAGGUGGGCCAUGCAGUCGCUGCGCUUCAUCUCUGCGGUGGCCCUGGUGUCCCACCCCCUGGGGGCCCAGCAGAGCCUGGACGCCGUGGCCCUUAAUCUAUACCCGCUGCUCUUCAAAGCCAGCUACCUGCUGGAGCAAUCCGCCGUGAUCCGCCUUCUUCUCGAGCACUGGCCACUGGAGGAGUUUCGGCUGGGCCCUCUGCUGGGUCCGAGCGCGGACCACGCGGGGGACCUGCGGGACCGGGCCUGCCGGGCCUGCCUGGAGGCCUGCAUGCGCGGCCUGGCCGAUCACGUGCUCCAGGGCGGGGGCUGCCGGCGGCUGCGGGUGGCUGACCUCACCGGCAUCCGAGAUGUGCAGGUGCAGAGGUGCCCCUGCGGGCGGGCGCUGGGCAGGUGGGGCCGGACGGAGCUGCUGGCCAGGACCUGCUGCGAGCUGCAGGAGCAGCCCUGCGCCACCCGGCGCCCCGUCGAGGUCCUGGCCGACGUCUUCGUCACCGCGGGCAACUUUGAGGCGGUGGCGCGCGCCCUGGGGCCGGCGGGUCCCGGCCCUCUGCGCAUGCGCUGCCUCUCGCUGCGGGCGGACAGCCUGGACCCGGGACGGCUGCUGCACGUGCUGCGCCUGGCAGGGCCCCGCGAGCUGCGCCGGCUGGAGGUGGUGCACAACGUGCGUCUGCACGCAGGCCACGUGCAGCAGCUGCUGGCCUCGGGGGGCUUCCCGCGGCUGGUCUCACUCACCCUGCCCGCCAAGGCCUUUGACGCGCCGCCCACCAGCACCCCUGCCCCUGACGGCGAGGAGCCCCUGCUCGCCUCCAUCGCCUGGGCGCUCAGCAGGAUGACGCAGCUAACCGAGCUGCACGUGGCCUUCUCCACGCUGACCGGGAAGCUGCAGACACUGCUUGGCCCCCUCCGGACGCCGCUGAGAGUGCUGGACGUGGGCAACUGCGCCCUGAACCAUGAAGACAUGACCUUCUUGGCGAACUGCAUCCACGCGGCCCACCUGGAGGUGCUGGACCUCAGCGGGCACUGUCUGGUGGAUCUGUUCCCGGCCACCUUCCACCGGCUGCUGGGCCAGGCAGCCCCCACGCUGAGGGCCCUGACCCUGGAGGAGUGCGGCCUCGAGGACCGGCACGUGGGCGCGCUGAGCCUGGCGCUGGGCACCUGCCGCCGGCUGCGGGAGCUGCGCUUCCUGGGGAACCCGCUGUCGGGCCGCGCGCUCCGGCGCCUCUUCACCGCCCUCUGCGAGCUCCCCCGGCUGCGGUGCGUGGAGUUCCCAGUGCCCCGGGACUGCUACCCUGAGGGCAGCGCCUACCCCCAGGACGAGCUGGCCAUGUCCAAGUUCGACCAGCAGAAAUACGACGCCAUUGCGGCAGACCUGCGCGCGGUGCUGCUGCGCGCCGGCCGGGACGACAUCCAGGUCUCCACACCCCUCUUCGGGAGUUUCGACCCAGACAUUCAGGAAACCAGCAAUGAACUCGGAGCUUUCUUGCUGCAAGCUUUCAAAACCGCUCUAGAAAACUUCUCCAGAGUGCUGAAACAGAUGGAGUAGACCCUGCACGUCCGAGGCGGGUGCGUCUGCAGCUCGGCCUCCAGGCUCCCCGCCCCCCGGCUAUCCCCCCGCCCACCAACUGGGCGCCUCCUGGUGAAAACACCCGGGCGCUGCUGCGGGAGCGCGGCCCUGACUCCGCCCUUUCCCUGGGAGCAAAGACAGAACGGGGGUCUUACUGAGCCCCACGCUCAGGGUUGGGGGGGGAGCAGGCCGGACGCCCAACAGUGGGAGCUGAGGAGCUGCGCAGGCAGUAAGGGGUCGAGUGAGCUGCAGGGGCAGGACCGGCGCUCGGGUGCUGGGAGGACAGGCCAGUGUGAGCACAGAAGGACAGAGGAUACCUCUCUGGACACACGGAUGAAAGCGACCAGCCGGGGGGAGUGAAAGCGAGGGGCGCACCGGGCCCCGGGCUGCAGGGUACAGGUGUCUGCCGCGCUGCCCUGUAUGAAUAUUUAAACCCCUGUCCAGCGAGGACAUUGGCUUUGCUGGUUAAUGGCUCUUCCUGCCCUCCGGCCUGCAAGUGGUAGGCGAGGGCUCCGCUGUUGCCAGGCCGAGCCCAGAGAGGGGUGACCUCUGGCUCUGAUACCUCCACCGACCCUGGGCUUGGGUUGCGCCUUCUGGCAGCUGAGUCCUGGAGCUUCAGGAGUGGUUAAUUCCAAUGUUUGGACUUGGUUUCUACUAAGAUCAGAUUUGUGCAGAGUGCUGCCUAUUAAGGUAAUUAAAUAUUAAUGCUAAUAAAACAGAC
Molecule: messenger RNA, 2311 nt
Organism: Budorcas taxicolor (takin)
Lineage: Eukaryota; Metazoa; Chordata; Mammalia; Artiodactyla; Bovidae
Gene: LRRC14B
Product: leucine rich repeat containing 14B
Exons: 2
Coding region: 34-1569 (511 amino acids)
Cellular component (GO): cytoplasm
Source: RefSeq, a predicted model, not a curated record